Messenger RNA from Mercurialis annua (annual mercury), 1526 nucleotides. RefSeq names its product GLABROUS1 enhancer-binding protein-like. Bases 124 to 1275 code for a protein of 383 amino acids. The transcript has a single exon. Gene Ontology annotation, cellular component: nucleus. Gene Ontology annotation, biological process: regulation of DNA-templated transcription. NCBI's taxonomy places the organism in Eukaryota, Viridiplantae, Streptophyta, Magnoliopsida, Malpighiales, Euphorbiaceae. The record is from RefSeq and is a predicted model, not a curated record.
CAAAUCCAUUAGAUAAAAAUCAAAUAAAAGCACAAAACAAAGGAAACCCUAGCAACCCACCACACCCACUGUACUUCUGCUCGGCACCCAAACGACCUAACCAAUUUUACGCAUUCUUUUCCGAUGGCACCCAAACGCCCCUCUGAAGAUCCACCCGCCGCUUCCUCUGAGGAAGACGAAGGUUCCACCUCAACAGAACAAGACGCAGAAGCAUCUUCUUCCGAGGAAGAAGAUCCCCAAACCCAAACCCAAACCCAAACCCCAACGAAACCCGUUUCCUCCUCCGAUUCCGAAUCCGGAUCCGAGUCAGAAUCCGAAUCGGAAACAGACCAACCAAACAACGCCCCUGUCCUUGCAUCCAAACCCUUAGACGCAACUCCUCUUAAAACCAUAACCAAACCGCCACCAAAACCCUCAACCAAACCCGCCAGAUCCAAACCGCCGCCGAAGCCGUCAGCAAAAGCCGCCGGAGUGAAAAGGGCCAGUGAAGCUGACGCCGACAGCAAACUGACAAAGAAGAAAACAAAGAACUCUGAGAACUCUGAGGAUAAUAAGAAACAGCGGUUCGAAAGACUCUGGAGCGAAGACGAUGAGAUAGUCCUAUUAGAAGGUAUAAUCAAUUUUGUUGCAGAAAAAAAAGUUGACCCUAACAAGGAUAUGACCUCGUUUUAUGAUUAUAUUAUGAAGUCUGUUCAUUUUCCUGCUAGUAUGGCACAGUUAAAAGAUAAAGUAGUGAGAAUGAAAAAGAAAUUUGAGCGUCACAUUGUAAAAAAUGGCGAUGAGAUGACGUUCUCUAAUGCCCAUUAUCAGAAAAGUUAUGACUUGUCGAAAUUGAUUUGGGGUGUCAAUGGGUCUAUUACCGGAUUGGAGUCUACUGGUACUGGUAAAGGAAAAAAGAUCGCUAAUAAUAAUAGUAAGAAUUUGACUGCUUUGAAGGCUGAAUUGGGGUUGGAUGUUGAUAAGGAAAGCCAGAAAGUGAGUAAGAGUGUUGGUGUUCCUAAUAGUGGUGUGAAAGUGGAGAAAAGUGUUGGUAUUCUGAAUAGUGUUGUUAGCCGGAAAGUGGAUAAGAGUGUUCGUUUUCCUAUUGGUGGUCUUACUGAAAUGGGAAAUUUUGUGGCGAUGAAGGGUAUGGAGUUGGUGGACGAACAUAAAAAAUCUGAGAUGGAAGAGAGGUGGAAGAAAUUGCAACUGACUGACCUGCAACUGUUUAUUGAUCGAGUUGAUUUUUUGAAAGAGCAAGCGCAGCUGGUCAUGGCCUCUUAUAAGAAGGAGUAGGAUUCGGCUUUUGGGAAGGUGGAAGAGAGCUUUUGCAGAGUCGACUGUGUUGUGUGGCAGCAAAGCAAAAAGUAGUUGAAGAAGUUGUUUUUGUAUGGCAAGCAUCAAUGUGGAAUUUCGGUGAAUAUGUUUAAUUUGGUUUAUUUUAAAUUUUUCGGUUUAAGUAGUAGUUUUUUUAUUAGCUAAUAUGACUGUUAAUAACUUUAAUGGUUUAUUUUGCGAUAUGAGACUAUGUUAUGUUUUUAAUGCAA